This is a messenger RNA of Mollisia scopiformis, 1180 nucleotides long. RefSeq names its product uricase. The record is from RefSeq and is a predicted model, not a curated record. Gene Ontology annotation, molecular function: urate oxidase activity. Gene Ontology annotation, biological process: purine nucleobase catabolic process; urate catabolic process. The transcript is spliced from 2 exons. Lineage: Eukaryota; Fungi; Ascomycota; Leotiomycetes; Helotiales; Mollisiaceae. The coding region runs from base 131 to 1039 and encodes 302 amino acids. Gene Ontology annotation, cellular component: peroxisome.
AGGUACUUCAUCAAUUUACCAGAUACAGGUCAUUGCUACAAGCUUUCAAACAUUUAAGCACAUAUCGAACAUCCUACUACUCGAUACAAUUGUCAAUUGACUUUAUUUAAACUUAUCACACAUCUCAGCAAUGGCCUCAAUCGUCUCAGCACGUUAUGGAAAGGACAAUGUCCGCGUCUACAAGGUCGAGCGGGAUGAGAAGUUGGGUACGCAGACUGUCACUGAGAUGACUGUCUGCGUUCUUCUCGAGGGUGCUAUUCAGACAUCAUAUACCAAAGCCGACAACAGUGUCGUUGUCGCCACCGAUUCCAUGAAGAACACCGUCUACAUCAAGGCCAAGGAGAACCCAGUCACCCCUCCUGAGCUAUUUGCCAGCAUUCUCGGCACCCACUUCGUCGAAACCUACCCUCACAUUACCACUGCCAACAUCAAGGUCGUCACACACCGUUGGACAAGAAUGACCAUUGAUGGCAAGCCACACCCACACUCCUUCUACCGUGAUGGAAAUGAGACCCGCAACGUCGAGGCCGUGGUCCGAAAGGGUCAGGGCAUCGAUAUCCGCAGUGGCAUCGUCGGUUUGCUAGUGUUGAAGAGCACUGGCUCCCAAUUCCACGGCUUCGUCCGAGACGAAUACACUACACUUCCCGAGGUCUGGGACAGAAUCCUUUCAACAGAUGUGGACUGUGGAUGGCAAUGGAAGACAUUCUCAGGAUUGACUGCUGUCAGAUCAGCUAUCCCCAAGUUUGACCAAGCGUGGAACGGCGCUAGAUCCAUCACCAUGAAGACUUUUGCAGAGGAGAACAGCCCAUCGGUUCAAAACACCAUGUACAAGAUGUGCAACUCCAUCUUGGAGGCAGUACCAGAAGUCGAGACAGUCGAUUAUGCUCUCCCCAACAAGCACUAUUUCGAGAUUGACCUUAGCUGGCACAAAGGCACCAAGAAUACCGGCAAAGAUGCCGAAGUCUACGCUCCUCAAUCAGGACCCAAUGGUCUUAUCGAGGUCAAGGUCGCCAGAUCUCAAAAGUCAUCCAAGCUAUAGAUGGAUUUGCUGGAUGUGGAUAGAUGGAUAGAUCGUUUAAGCAAUAUCACGGCCGUUUCAUGAUAUAUGUUGGAAUUAGGCGUUCCGUUUGAAGAAAGAGCUUUCUAGGGCCGCAUCACAGAUAGGAGUUCCCAGAUACCA